AUGCCGCUUAUUAAAGAAAAACAAAAAUCUACUACUUGGAAUAACAACGGCAGUGAAAAACGUCGUUUCAGAGGAGUUCGCAAGCGGCCAUGGGGCCGCUACGCUGCUGAGAUUCGAGAUCCGGGUAGAAAAACCCGGGUCUGGCUCGGGACUUUUGAUACUGCCGAAGAUGCUGCCCGUGCUUACGAUAAGGCCGCGCUUCAAUACCGUGGGUCUAAAGCUACACUCAAUUUCACCGAUCCGUUGUCGGUGAACCCUGCUGUCACCGCCACCGUCACGGCGAAUAAUAGGAGUGUUUCGCCAAAUGGGUCUUCUGUGUCGAGCGUUAUCACUACUGUUGAGUCGUCAUCUAACGUGGUUCCUAUUCAAAUGGGUCUGACACGUCAUCAUAUGGGUGUCGGAUCUGGGUAUCCAAUAUACCCGCUUUUGAUCCCGCCGUCGGAGGUGAUGGGGUUUGUACCACAUGCUUUGCCUAUUUGUUUCCCUGAUGUGCGCAUGAUGAGAAGUGGUUUGGAGUGUAGUUUGAAAGGUGGGACCAUAAGUGAUUCCGACUCUUCGUCGUCGGUGGUUGAGGAUAGUCAACCCAAAUCGGUACUUAAUCUUGAUCUUCGUUUAGGUAUAUGA
This is a messenger RNA of Amaranthus tricolor (Joseph's coat), 624 nucleotides long. Its product is annotated as ethylene-responsive transcription factor 4-like. Gene Ontology annotation, biological process: regulation of DNA-templated transcription. The coding region runs from base 1 to 624 and encodes 207 amino acids. NCBI's taxonomy places the organism in Eukaryota, Viridiplantae, Streptophyta, Magnoliopsida, Caryophyllales, Amaranthaceae. Gene Ontology annotation, molecular function: DNA binding; DNA-binding transcription factor activity. The record is from RefSeq and is a predicted model, not a curated record. The transcript has a single exon.